AUGACUGAACACGAACCCACUUCAGAGCAACUGGCGCAGAUUGCAGCGGAGAACGAGGAGGACGAACAUUCGGUGAACUACAAGCCCCCAGCCCAGAAAACUAUCGAGGAGAUACAAGCUCUGGACCAGGAUAAUGAGAGUCUGCGCAAGUACAAGGAGGCUCUGCUGGGCGCCGUUCCCAGCACAGUGGACGCUCCAAAUGUCAUUGUCACCAAAUUGACCUUUGCUUAUGAAGAUGCUCCAGGCCCCCUCGAGUUGGAUCUAACAGGAGAACUUAAGAAGUUUAAGAAAGAAUCAUUCAUCCUUAAAGAAGGCGUGGAGUACAGAAUUAAAAUCAGCUUUAAGGUCAACAAGGAGAUUGUGUCUGGACUGAAAUGUCAGCAGCAGACGUACAGGAAAGGUGUAAGAUUGCACAAGACAAACUACAUGGUUGGAAGUUAUGGCCCCCGUGCGGAUGAGUAUGAGUUUCUCACUCCCGUGGAGGAAGCCCCCAAGGGUAUGUUGGCCAGAGCCUGUUACAGUAUGAAGUCUCUCUUCACUGACGACUAUAAGAAAAAGGAGUAG
Messenger RNA from Bufo gargarizans (Asiatic toad), 564 nucleotides. Its product is annotated as rho GDP-dissociation inhibitor 1-like. Lineage: Eukaryota; Metazoa; Chordata; Amphibia; Anura; Bufonidae. The record is from RefSeq and is a predicted model, not a curated record. Gene Ontology annotation, biological process: Rho protein signal transduction. The transcript has a single exon. Bases 1 to 564 code for a protein of 187 amino acids. Gene Ontology annotation, molecular function: protein binding; Rho GDP-dissociation inhibitor activity. Gene Ontology annotation, cellular component: membrane; cytoplasm; cytosol.